AUGUAUCCCGAAUCGCCGCCUUCACCCACCCCAAUAUCGAACCUAGCAACUCCCCAACACCAUCCCAAGCUUGAUGCUCCAUGGCGGGAUCCGCCCAUUAUUAUCAUUCACCACCCGCCGUUUCCUAGUGGAGCAUCAGUUCCAAAGAGCAAUAUGACUGCCAUCUCCUCGGCAACUCCAACACUCGCAACUACAUACGGAGCGAUACGAACAGCGACGUUUACAACCACAAUCAUAGCACCAACUAAUACACUCUCAGUAUUCAUUUACUACCCAACCAUUACGCAGAGCUCGCAAUUCACGACUGUCAUCCUUGGGAGCGCAGGAUCGAAGUCAGCUGCCACUUUGCCAAUCUUGGUACUUACGGAGGUGGUGGGGGUUAUUGUCAGUACGGAUGGCCAGCCGCUGAAUACGGCGACAUUGAUACAGACAGCUCCUCCCGUACUUAUAUAUUCUGGGAACGGGGAGGCUAGCAAGCUAGACUUAGGUUGCGCAGCAUGGGGAUGUUGGAGUACUGGUCAGAAAGCGGGAACUAUUAUUGCGAUUGUUAUUGGGAUAGCAAUAAUUGGCAUAUUGAUCUGGGCAUUAUGUCGCAGGCGGAGGGCCUGGAUUUCAAGAGGGCGACCAAAACCAAGAACAACGGAUGUUGAACGUGGCAUGGGCAAGAGGAAUACUCCGGUUGGGGCUGUCAUGUCUGGGGCGAGAUUAGAUGGAGCUGGGGCGAAGAAGGAAGAACGAUAUAAAAUGAGGAAUAUACCGCGAUCUGCUUCUUUGACUUCUUCCACAAGUAGGACAUCAAGUCCCUCUUCUGUGAGUCGAAGGCGAUCUAGGCGACGAUCGACAGGAGCUACCCCAAGGCAGUGUGCAUCUCCCCAAGCAGAAAGUCACCGAGUUCCACGAGCUUCCCCACGCUCCUAUCCGACCACUGCUCCUAUGGCAUCCUCAGGGCAAAUAUCCAGCACUCAACGUCCUUUCGGGCCCCAGAACGCUCAGAUGCCUCCAGUUCCCCCCCACAGUAGUAACAUCCGAACAGCCCUCAGAUCAAAAUCCAGACCUCAGUCGUUUUACAGUUCUGAUGACAAGGCCGGCAGCACAGGGACAAAGAAGCACCGAUACUUCCCGCAGACGUCCAUCGUUCGCCAACUAGGAGACGUUAUUCAACCCAAGAGCAGAGCCAUAGGGGUUCAGGAAUGGAAAUUGUGUAGUUCCGAUCCAGCGCCAAGGUCCUCCCGCCAUGUUGCACCACAGGAACGGAGGCCAUCAACUGGCCGGGAGACACAAAGCAGGGGGAAAAGGGCGAUGUCUGCUAGUUAUGAGAGAACAAAAUACUCCGAUCCAGAGAUAGUGGACGAGAGGGCUGCAAGGGGCCGAUCACCCACAGAACAAGAAACACCUCAACGGCGGCGGUCGACACGACCAGCUGCAAAACGUCAAUGUCGUCCCAGCUCAGGCAUUCCCUAA
Venustampulla echinocandica is the source of this 1461-nucleotide messenger RNA. RefSeq lists its product as uncharacterized. The record is from RefSeq and is a predicted model, not a curated record. Bases 1 to 1461 code for a protein of 486 amino acids. NCBI's taxonomy places the organism in Eukaryota, Fungi, Ascomycota, Leotiomycetes, Helotiales, Pleuroascaceae. The transcript is spliced from 3 exons.